Molecule: messenger RNA, 4316 nt
Organism: Podarcis muralis (Common wall lizard)
Lineage: Eukaryota; Metazoa; Chordata; Lepidosauria; Squamata; Lacertidae
Gene: RFXAP
Product: regulatory factor X associated protein
Biological process (GO): regulation of transcription by RNA polymerase II
Cellular component (GO): nucleus
Source: RefSeq, a predicted model, not a curated record
AGGAGGCGGGAGGUCGCGUGCGCGCCGCCUUCCCCGCGCGUGCGUAGUAGCCGGCAACCUGUCAGCGCCCGGCCCGUGGCGCCCGUUUGCCGUUGCUGUGGCAGCCGAGGGGCCCUGCGGGAGGCCCUGGCUGCGAGGCCUGCCGGAGGGACGGAGCCUUCCGGGAACACGAGCGGCAGCUCGGCCGCUUUCUCCUCGUCGUCGCCUUCCCCCUCCCCGCCGCAGCCGCUCACGCUGCUGGUGAUGCAGCCCUGCGGCGGGGACGGGGAGGCGGUGGGCGCCUUGCUGCAGCCCCAGGUGGUGCGGCAGCCGCAGCCGCCGUCGCGGGGGGCCUCGGAGGCGCCCUCGGGCCUCAUGGUCUUCUACGAGCUGGGCCCGGCGGCGGGGGGCGACGCCGACGGCGAGGGGGGCGGAGGCGACAGCGCCGGCAGCCCCGGCGGAGGCCUGGAGGAUCUGGACGACGACGAGGAGGGCGGCGCCCAGUCGGGAGGAGGAGGAGGCGGCGGCUGCAAGAGCUGCACCUACAAAGGCUGCAGCGAGACCACCACGCAAGUGGCCAAGCAGCGCAAGCCCUGGAUGUGCAAGAGGCACCGCAACAAGAUGUACAAGGACAAGUACAAGCGCAAGAAGAGCGACCAGGCCUUGGGGGGCGCUGGAAGUGGCGGAGGCGGAGCAGGAGGAGGCGCCCCUUGCUCUGCCACAGCUGCUGCUGCCGCCGCCGCCGCGCAGACUGGAGCUGGGAUCUCUCCCGGAGGCAGCGCGAGAAUUGAGGAUUGCACUGAAAGUUCAGUUUCCAUGUCAAAGCAAAGAACAGGAAACAUUGGUGAUCGGCCAGCAAAACCUACACUUUUGGAACAAGUGUUGAACCACAAAAGACUGUCCCUUCUGAGAAGUCCAGAAGUUGUACAUUUUCUCCAGAAACGACAGCAGCUACUAAGUCAACAAGCAUUGGAGCAAAGGCAGCAACAGUUUCCAGGAGCACCAGUGUGAGGAUAGGAAUGUAGUUCAAAUACCCUCAGCUCAGUUUCAUGUUGGAAUGGUGGAUGAAGGAAAGAAGUUGACUAACAGAGGCCUACAAGCUGCUCUAGCUGUUUUAUGCUGUGGUUUUAUUUUCUAUUGGACAAGUAAGAAAACCUAUUUGGUUUCCCCCCCAGAAUUUAUUUAUUUGUAAUUGUUUUUGUUAGCUUUGAUACAUCUUCUCUCCGUCCACUGAAGCUUUCUGUUAAUAUUUUGGAAGCCAAGUUUUAGUGUUCUGGGAGAGAGAAAUUAAUAGAUCAAAUAAAAACCAAUUUAAUUAUUUUAAUGUUUUACUAUGUGAAAAUUUUUUAUAUCUUGCAUAAAGUUAUUCUUCGAUGACAGUCAUUGAAAAAGCAAUACUUACUUUCUAUGGAAGUUUUAAAUUGUAAACUUUGAGCCAAUCUAGUAGCCUCUGUUGCUCAGGGAUGUAGGAGAGGGGAAUGCUGGGCUUACAGCUUUGUGAGGGAAGUUCAGCAAGAUUUGGCCCACCAUUCUAACACUGGUGUGGCAUUUGACACUCUGGCCAAUCUAGUCAAUCAGUUUCUAUAUUGCAUUAUAAAAUAAUGUAUACUCGGUUGGUAUUAAUUUCAUGAGCAUUUUUGUAAACAUGAUUUAAGUAUUAGUGUGAGUAUUGCAGUAUAUUACUGACAUGAUUCAUAAAGAGGCAUCCAUUUGAGCUUAUUUAUAUUAAUUUUAUAUUUUUAAUGACUUGUUUACUAAAGAACACAAAUUGUUCAUACAAGGAUACAUUAAGGUAUCAGUUUUGUAUCUUUGUAAUUUUCAGGCUAUUUUUGAACGUGUUCAAGGAUUUUUUGAAACUUUUUGAAAAAUGUCAUUUAAGUUAACUUUUGUACAUCAGAUUUUUAAAGCAUUUAAAAACUGUACAUAUUGUAUAUAAUUGGUGUCCUGUUCUUUCAUAGCAAUUUCCUGACUAGUUAUUGAUAAGCUGAAGUAAAUGUGUAUGUUUUCUAGGCUACUGUUUUUAGAGAAAGAACUCUAAGCUGUGUUGAGUGAUUUAAAAGAUAUGUCGCUUGUCUGUUCUUUCAUUUGCAAAUUAAAUGUUUUCACCUUGACUUGCAGUUUUCAAUUCUGCAUGAAGGAAAUUAACUGUUGUUUACAGUAACCUUACUUGUCAAAUUUAUUAUAUCAUGGGGCACAUAAUUGAGUCUAGUGCAGUAAAAUAGGAAUGAAAUAUUCCAGCAUUUUGCUAAGAGUGCUAAUCUUAGCUCGUCAAAAGUGGCAUUAUCUACCUUGCAGUUGUAUCGUACAGAUGUUUUGGGACUACAACUCCCAUCAUCCCUAGCUAACAGGACCAGUGGUCAGGGAUGAUGGGAAUUGUAGUCCCAAAACACCUGGAGGGCCGAGCUUGCCUAUGCCUGAUAUAACCCAUUGUACUGAGUGAGGAUUUCUGUCCACAUGCCCCUUGCAAUCUCCUACAGUUAGUGCAAGGUGUCGUAACAGAAGCUACUUUGGAGCUAACAAAGCAAAGAAGCUUUAGGAAAGACAACAUUUAUUAGGAGAAUAUCUUAGAUCAGAUGUGCACGUAAAAAGGGUCCUUGGUCUGGAAGCAGUCAAAUAGAUGGAAAUAUAUACCUCAGAGUUCAGUUGAAAAUUGUAAUACAGAUGUGAGAGGAUCAUUAUGCAAUUAUCAUAUUUGAAGUGGUGCUAGGUAUACAGAGUUGACAAGAUUAAAAUGAACCUUUCUUUUGAACAUACAAUUGAAUACUUCUUACCUAUAGUGUACAGUGAUGUGCCCUGCCCUAGAGAAGUAUAUGCACUCCAAACAUGCAAUAGUUCAUUUGUACAGACACACCUCUGUUAACUGCAAAGAUGGAAGCAAAUGUCCUAUACAUAAGAAAUUGAUGGGCAAACCCUUGUGUGCAUGGAAGCUAUGGGUGCAUUCAGUGCCUGCUGAAAACAUUCUUGUUUAGACAAGCCCACCCAGAUACUUAGACAGUUGAGGCAAUUAUGUUUUAGUGUGUUGGCUUUUGUAUGUUUUGUAGAAGGAUUGUAUUUUUUUCUUGAUUUUCUUGUAUUUUUUUGUAAGCUGCUUUGAGGUUUCUUACAAAUGGUGUCUAAAUUUGGGGGGGGGGUAUAACCAGUGCUAAAAAUCAUGCUGGAAGAGGCAACGGCUGUCAAUGUAGCUAAUCUAUAUGGAUAUAGAAGCAAUGUAAAUCUCACUACAAAUUAGGUUUGUACGGAUUGGUUUCCAAUAAUAUGACUACUGCCAACCAUCAUUUUGGUAGUAUGGAGAGCAAACUGGCCAGGUCCCCCCCCCCCCCCGAAUUGGUGCCAUGUGCAGCUAUUUUUCAUUCAAAAAAAAUUUUUUUAAGCCUCUUUAAUAAAUUCAGCCAUAAUGCAGUUCAAGUAGCUUUUGUUAUAUUAAUUCUUUUGAGAAAUCUGAGUUGUUCCAGCUUCAUGUGUUGUACUUGCUUUUUGACAUGUUCACCCUUAAGUGACAGGUGCAUAUUUUUGGUUUGUAUGUAGUAAUGUUAAUGGGAAAUAAAAGAGCACAUCACAUUCAAACUUGUAAAAUGAUUAGUAGGUAUGAAAAUGAAUAUGAAUUCUAAAGCUAUUUUGCUCAUUUAUGCUGGACACACAAGAAUUGGGCUGUUUUUAAUGUUGUUGAGUGCCACCUUAUUGCCACUUGAAGCAGCUGUUUAUCAGAAUUUAAACAGAUCGUUUGAACUAUCAAGAAACCUAUUUACGCUUGUCAUGUAAAUUUGAAAAUUAAGAGUUUGAAUUUGUAUACAAGUUUUGAUGAGGCUCUUGAAGCAGAUAUAGUAAUGUCAUUAUAAAGACUUCAUGCACCUCAGAAUGAAAUUUUAUAGCACUACAAACAAGAUAAGGAUUAAACCGAUCUUUCACUAGGGCCUUUGAGUGGAAAAGUGUACUUUGUGUUUGGUAUAAGGAAGAACUUACCUGUUACUUUGCCUACAUGAAUGUCAUAAAUUGUGUUCUAUACUGUCCUAGAGCAAAAUUACAUGUGGAUUAAGCAAAUUUGCGGAUGGUGGUGUUAGUGUGUCAGCUCUGAAAGAUGGAGAGGCCAGUUUGGCCUUAGGAACCCUCUGAACAACAGUGAUAAGGUAUAAGCAAAUUGUCAUUAUAGUUCUUUGUAUUUUCUCUUUAAUGGCACCCUUCUGCUUCUGUAGCUACAUUUUAUUUUUGUUGUUCUGAGUUGCUCCUACUCUAAUUCUGCUGUUGACCCAUUUAUUGGUAUGUUACUGCUUUUCAAAUGGAAUAAACUUCUGUCUAAAACUUUGUCAAUUCUAGACAUGAAAAUAAAGCUGCUGCACUUA